AAGUACAUAUCAAGAUAUGUAAAAAGAAAUGUUGACAUUUUUUAAUAUUUAAUAUAAUUUUAUAAAAUUCAUAAAAUUGUAAUAAGACCUUCUUACUUUAUUUCUUGAUGUCAUUUAUAUUAUUAUAUUAGAAAAACAUUGAUUUUUUUUAGAAUGUUAAACAUCAGUAUUAAUACCAAUACAUUUGUCAAGCGUUUUUCCCAGUAUUUAACUUUUACUAUAAUUUUGUACGGGAAAUUGUUAUAGAUUUAUGGCAUACUUUUUUCUCUCUGUGCAUGCAAGUUGUAUACAAUUAUUAGUAAUACGUAUUUCACUCGACAAAAGCAGAUAGCGGCACUGCGAUGGCGUCUACUACUAAUGCACCGUUAUCACCUGCAAUUAAGCACUAACAAAACCAGCACCAAACCACAGUAAAAACCACAAUAAAACCAAAAGAAAUCAGCAAAAAACUAAAGCAAAGAAAACACGUCAGAAAGGGGUUAAAAUGCGAUUUAUUUAGCCAACCAGAAAAGUAUGCUACGAAAAAUGUCCAGUGAGUUGCUAGUUACCUGAACGCAACACCAGGUGGCGCCGAAGAAAGUGAAAACCGAGGAAUAUUUGGAGAAACGGAAACGGAAGUGAUAGAGAGCGCACUUAGGCCCACACACAGAAGCACACACACACACCAACCCACACAGCACCCACACUCACACAUCUAAUACUCUGUAAUAAAUCGAAAUAAUAAUAAAACGCAAUCAUGGCCAACACAGCUCAGUUAUUGCGUCGCCAAAGUUCCCGGGAUAUAGUCCUCAAAAGCCAGAAGAGCAUCGAUCAGCUGGAAUUGAGGGAACUACGAGGUCGCCUGGUGACGAAGGAGCAUGGCGUCAGCCACCACCACCACACAUCGCUGCACCACCACCAGCCGCUCUAUGGGGCCACCAACCAGGGCUUCAUGUCCGACGCCUUCGACGAGUCCUCGGAGCUGGAACAGGACCCGCCGCCCUUCGGCUCGGAGGCGAGCACCUCGAGGGCCAAGGCCGAGCUGGUGGCCAGCGCCUCCGCCGCCGCGGAUCAGCAGGACAUCGUCGAGGGCGAGAAGGAGGGCGAGGAGCGGGAGAGCUGGGACAGCAAGAUCAUGUUCCUGCUGGCCACCAUCGGCUAUGCCGUUGGCCUGGGAAACGUGUGGCGCUUCCCCUACUUGGCCCAGAAGAACGGCGGCGGGGCCUUCCUGGUGCCGUACUUCAUAAUGCUGUGCAUCCAGGGCAUACCGAUCUUCUACCUGGAACUGGCCAUCGGCCAGCGGCUGCGGAAGGGGGCCAUCGGGGUGUGGAGCCAGGUGUCGCCGUACCUGGGCGGCAUCGGGAUCUCCUCGGCGGUGGUUAGCUACAUAGUGGCCCUGUACUACAAUACGAUAAUCGCGUGGUGUCUGAUCUAUCUGCUGCACAGCUUCGAGUCGCCGCUCCCGUGGGCGGACUGUCCGACGCGGCUGUACAAGAACUUUACCUACGAUCACGAGCCGGAGUGUGUGGCCUCCUCGCCGACGCAAUUCUACUGGUACCGCACCACGCUGCAGUGCUCGGAGAGCGUGGACCUGCCGGAGAACUUCAACUACCACAUGGCCAUCGCGCUGAUUGUCUCCUGGUUCCUGGUCUACAUCUGCAUGGUCCAGGGCAUCACGUCGUCGGGCAAGAUCGUCUACAUGACGGCCAUCUUCCCCUACGUGGUGCUCAUCAUAUUCUUCUUCCGGGGCAUCACCCUCAAGGGGGCGGCCGACGGGGUGGCCCACCUGUUCACGCCGCGCUGGGAGACGCUCCUGGACCCCGUCGUCUGGCUGGAGGCCGGCACCCAGAUCUUCUUCUCGCUGGGCCUGGCCUUCGGGGGCCUGAUAGCCUUCAGCUCCUACAAUCCGGCCAACAAUAAUUGCUACAGGGACGCGAUACUCGUGUCGCUCACCAAUUGCGGCACCUCUAUGUUCGCCGGCGUGGUGGUAUUCUCGGUCAUCGGGUUCAAGGCCACGGCGACCUUCGACCGCUGCACCGAGGAGCGGAACGGGCUGAUGGCCCAGAACAAGACGCACAACCUGCCCGUCUGCGAUCUGCAAACGGAACUGGCCAAUAGUGCUUCGGGCACAGGACUGGCCUUCAUUAUCUUCACGGAGGCGAUCAACCAGUUUCCGGGGGCUCAACUCUGGGCCGUCCUCUUCUUCCUGAUGCUCUUCACCCUGGGAAUCGACUCGCAGUUCGGGACUCUGGAGGGCGUGGUCACCUCGCUGGUGGACAUGAAGCUGUUUCCCAAUCUGCCCAAGGAGUAUAUUGUGGGGGGCCUCUGCUUCUCCUGCUGCCUGAUCUCCAUGUGCUUUGCCAACGGAGCCGGCAGUUAUAUAUUCCAGUUGAUGGACAGCUUCGCCGGCAAUUUCCCGCUGCUGAUCAUCGCGCUCUUCGAGUGCCUGUCGAUCAGCUAUAUCUACGGGGUGCGCCGCUUCUCGGACGACAUAGAGAUGAUGACCGGAUCGCGGCCGAGCUUCUACUGGAUGUUCUGCUGGAAGUACCUGUCGCCCUGUGCGAUGGUCACCAUCCUGCUGGCCUCCUUCUACCAGCUGCUGACCGAGGGCAGCAGCUACCCGGCCUGGAUCGGGGCCAAGGGGGCCUCCGAGUCGAUGGAGUGGCCCCACUGGUGCAUCGUGGUGGCCUUCUUCCUCAUCCUCUCCUCCAUCCUGUGGAUCCCGAUUGUGGCGGUGUUGCGUCUCUGUGGCAUCAAGGUGGUGGAGGACUCGGAUCCCGCCUGGUUCCCCGAGGCGGAACUCAGGGAGGUCCACGGCAUCGUGCCCCACGAACCAACCGAAUUGGAGCGCAGCAUUUUCUGCUUCAACAUGGACGGAACGGAGGGCAUGUGCUGCCCCAAGUACGGACUUCCCGAAAAGUCCCUCGAAGAGGAGGAGUAGAGCC
This is a messenger RNA of Drosophila takahashii, 2924 nucleotides long. RefSeq names its product sodium-dependent neutral amino acid transporter B(0)AT3. Gene Ontology annotation, biological process: sodium ion transmembrane transport. Gene Ontology annotation, cellular component: plasma membrane. Lineage: Eukaryota; Metazoa; Arthropoda; Insecta; Diptera; Drosophilidae. The record is from RefSeq and is a predicted model, not a curated record.